AUUUGACUAUAACCGGAUUGGCGUUGCUCUGUCUUUAGCCUACUAUCUCCCAAAGAGUGUAGGAAUUGUGUGGAUUUCUUAGACGUUACAUGCUUAAGUCUUGUUCUGCUUUUACAGUCACAUAUUUAUUGUCAUAGUAAAAAAAAUACUGCAACCGAGAAAUGGCACUAAAACGAAUAAAAAAAGAACUGGACGAUCUAAGAAAGGACCCUCCUGCCCAAUGUUCCGCCGGCCCUGUGAGUGAUGAUCUUUUUCAUUGGCAAGCCACAAUAAUGGGUCCGUCAGAAAGUCCAUAUCAGGGAGGUGUAUUUUUUUUGACAAUUCAUUUUCCAACUGAUUAUCCAUUUAAGCCACCUAAGUUAGCAUUUACAACCAGAAUCUAUCAUCCAAAUAUUAACAGUAACGGAAGCAUAUGCCUGGAUAUAUUGAGAUCACAAUGGUCACCGGCGUUGACAAUAUCAAAAGUAUUAUUAUCAAUUUGUUCUCUGUUAUGUGAUCCAAAUCCAGAUGAUCCACUUGUACCUGAAAUAGCAAGAGUGUUCAAAACUGACAAAGAGAAGUUUGGCGAAGUAGCACGUGAAUGGACUCGCAAGUACGCCAUGUAGAUACAAACUACAAGAAUACUUUCUUAAGACUAAUACAGAACUAAUAGUAAUGUAGUUAAAACAACUAACUGUUGACAAUAUUGUUUGAUGUUUCAGAGUGCUACUUCAAGUUCUUGUGAAGUUUUCUGUUGGCUGGAAUACAGACAAUAAUGAUAAACAGUCGUUGUCAAUUCAAUUAAUUAUUCAGGUUUAAUGUUUUCAAUUUAAGGUAAUUUUCUGGAAAUUUCACAUUAAUUUAAUUUGACUAUACUAUUAAUUAAUUAUUAUCACCAAAUAAGAUUUUGACCUUUUGAUAGUUUUGUCUCAGUCUUACAAAUUGCAAUGAAAUAGAAUUUAGAAAAUGCUUUCAAGCAUAUUAAGGUAUGAAUUAUUUACUUAUCUUUUAUCAUUGAUUAAAAUGUUUUAAAUGAAGGAAAGCUUUUUGUAUAUUUGUGCUGUUUCUAUUAUGAUGCUUAUUCAGUUACUUUUAGCUUUAAGUUUUUGUUAAGUGAGCAUGUGGGCAUUGCUUGAUUUGUACAAAUCUUUCAGUUUUGCAAGAUACAAAUGUAGUCUAAAUCCAAGGAUUUAAUUGAGAUUAGAUGAGGCAAGCAUAAAAUUAACAGUGUGCCCAUUUAUUUUUCUUGCAGUUUGCGAGACAGCAUUAAUGGUUUAUUAUUUAUUGUGGUAUCUCAAUUUUGUAACAUAUUGUAUGGCUAAAAAUCUGUUUAAGAAAUUAAGAAAUAAACAAAUUAAAAAAAACUUUGCCCUUUCUUUAAUACCAUGCAUUAGUUCAGUCUCAUAGAUACAAGUUACUUGGUUGUGCAAAACUAGAAUAAAUUUCACUGUGAUAGAUACAUUAAGAUAUACAAGUAACAGAAUUUUCUUGUUUGGUUGGUUGUACCAAAUAUCAGGCUACAAUAAAUAGUUCGUUCUUUGCCAAAGGUAAGUACAAUUUUUAAAAAAAAUUUAAAACUUGAGUUGCUUUAGUAAUGCUUGAAAUAUUAUUUAUCUGGUAAAUUUGUAUCAUCAUUUGUCUUAAAUUUAUAAAUAGUUUUCAGAAAUGUUUGAACUAAUAGACCUACUUACAAAAUUUUUUGUCAGUUUUAAUGUCCUAGUUGAAGUUUUAUUUUAAUUCAUAAAGCACUUGGAUUAUAGGAUGGUUUCUAUUUAUAAAUAGAAUACUUAAAUAAGAAUAAAAGUUGUGAAUUGUAAACCCAUGAUGUAUAUGUUCAUACUUUAAACAUUCAACCCUCCUCUUGUCAAAAUAUCUAAACACUUUUUUCCUAAAAUUACAAAAUAAAAAUUCUAUACUUAACACAUAGUUGAAGGAAAAGUUAUGAAAGGAGGAAAAGAACCUAUUUUUUGAAUAAAUCUUUCUUUGAUUCAGA
Messenger RNA from Limulus polyphemus (Atlantic horseshoe crab), 1972 nucleotides. Its product is annotated as ubiquitin-conjugating enzyme E2-17 kDa-like. The coding region runs from base 162 to 605 and encodes 147 amino acids. Gene Ontology annotation, biological process: protein polyubiquitination; ubiquitin-dependent protein catabolic process. The record is from RefSeq and is a predicted model, not a curated record. NCBI's taxonomy places the organism in Eukaryota, Metazoa, Arthropoda, Merostomata, Xiphosura, Limulidae. Gene Ontology annotation, molecular function: ubiquitin conjugating enzyme activity. Gene Ontology annotation, cellular component: nucleus. The transcript has a single exon.